Messenger RNA from Alexandromys fortis (reed vole), 712 nucleotides. RefSeq names its product calmodulin like 4 (gene Calml4). Lineage: Eukaryota; Metazoa; Chordata; Mammalia; Rodentia; Cricetidae. Gene Ontology annotation, molecular function: calcium ion binding. The transcript is spliced from 5 exons. The coding region runs from base 104 to 565 and encodes 153 amino acids. Gene Ontology annotation, cellular component: myosin II complex. The record is from RefSeq and is a predicted model, not a curated record.
GCAGAGGAUUUAUUUCAGGCCUCCACCCAGCCUGGUGGACUUCGGACUCCAAGUCAGAGGAAAGACAACUGAACGCCGUUCCAGGAGCAAGGGGUGCCUGAAGAUGGCCAAGUUCCUUUCCCAGGACCAAAUUAAUGAGUACAAAGAAUGCUUCUCCCUGUACGACAAGCAGCAGAGAGGGAAGAUUAAGGCCACAGAUCUUCUGGUGUCUAUGAGAUGCCUGGGGGCCAGCCCCACGCCUGGGGAAGUACAGCGGCACCUGCAGACUCAUGGGAUAGACAAGCACGGAGAGCUGGAUUUCUCCACCUUCUUGACCAUUAUGCACACGCAAAUCAAACAAGAGGACCCAAGGAAAGAAAUCCUUCUUGCCAUGCUGAUGGCUGACAAGGAGAAGAAAGGUUACAUCAUGGCAUCUGAAUUGCGAUCAAAACUCAUGAAACUGGGAGAGAAGCUCACUCACAAAGAAGUGGAUGAUCUUUUCAAGGAAGCGGGCAUCGAACCAAAUGGCCAAGUGAAAUAUGACACAUUUAUCCAGCGGAUCACCCUUCCUGUGCAAGACUACUGAGAGAGCUGAGGUCCAGGGAGAAGAGGAUGAGAGCUCCGGGGCCUGAAAACCUAGACUAUUUUUUAAAAGGGAAAUCUAGAGAUGGCAAACAUGGCAGUAAGACCACAUUGCAGGGGAUUAGUACCAAUAAAUGAUGUAGCCAUGGUA